AAUUUUUUUUGGAUUGAACACAGUUAAGUUUGUAGGUUAUUGUCAACCAAGCAUGUCGUCAAAAUUAAAUUUCUUUUCUCAUAUACACCAUUCCUUUGUGAUGCUACGGGAAGAGUUUAUAUUCACUUGUAUGUAAAAACUCCAGGUCUACGUACUCCAAACAUUUUUUGCAUUCAGUUUUUUCUUUUCCUAACCGGAAAACUCCCUCCGAGUUGAUCUCAGCGCAGAACCACCGAGAAAUCCGUUCAGCCUUUUCUUUCACCUUAUUCCAACAUUCUUCCUCUCCUCGCGGCGAGGAUGCGAUCCCAUCUCGACUUCCGGCCGCAAUAACCGCCACCGCAAAACGCUCCGCACCCGCGAUUCAAAGAAACAACACCAGGAGCAAUGACUAUUCACAAACUUUCUCAAUGUAUUCAAGCUCCAAUCUCCAGCUCAUUCAGCACAUCCACAAUCUCGGAGCUCUUGAGCAAACAGCAUUGGUCAGAGCUCAAAUCUCAUCUUACACUAACCAAACCCGCAACAUUUCUCGAUCAAUUACUUAAUUCCGGUAUCGAUUCAGACCUUGUUUAUAGAUUCUUCAAUUGGUCUCAGAAAGAGUUCAGAUUCUCAUAUGAUCUCGAACCAACCGCAAAACUUUUACAUUCUCUAGCGAAUUCGAAAAAGUACUCUAGAGUUAGGUCUUUCCUAGAUAGCUUUGUGAAAAACAGGAAACAUACAGUUUCUUCUGUUUUUCACUCGCUUUUAUUAGGCGGUGGUCGAUCCGGUGAUGCUACUGUUUUGAUCAUCGAUAUGUUGGUGUUAGCGUAUGUUAGAAAUUCGGAGAUGAAUUCGGCUUAUGAAGGGUUUAAGCGAGCGCAGGAUUAUGGAUUUAAGUUAUCGUUGACUUCGUGUAAUCCGUUGUUGAGUGGUUUGGUGAAGGGGAAUAAGAUUGGAGAUGUGGAGUAUGUGUAUAAGGAGAUGAUGAAGAGUAGGAUUCGGCCAAACGUGAACACGUUUAAUAUUUUCGUUAAUGGUCUUUGUAGAGGCGGGAAGUUGAAUAAGGCGGAGGAUGUUAUUGAAGAUAUGAAGGCGUGGGGAGUUUCGCCGGAUGUGGUUACUUAUAAUACUCUUGUUGAUGGUUAUUGCAAGAGGGGCGGUGCUGGAAAAAUGUACAAAGCGGAAGCUAUUGUGAAGGAAAUGAUUGCUGAUAAAAUUUGUCCGAAUGAAGUUACGUUUAACACUCUUAUUGAUGGGUUCUGUAAGGAUGAGAAUGUGUUGGCUGCAGAGAAGGCCUUUGAGGAGAUGCAAAAGAUGGGAUUGAAACCUAAUACGAUUACUUAUAACUCGCUGAUAAACGGUUUAUGUAAUAAUGGUAAGCUAGAAGAGGCAGUUGAUUUGAGGGAUAAGAUGGUUAGUUUGGGUUUGAAGCCGAAUAUUGUAACUUAUAAUGCGCUUAUUAAUGGGUUUUGUAAGAAGAAGAUGAUGAAGGAAGCAAAAAAAGUUUUUGGUGAUAUAACUAAGCAAGACUUGGUUCCUAAUGCUAUUACAUUCAAUACUAUGAUUGAUGCAUAUUGUAAGGAAGGGAUGAUGGAGGAAGGGUUUGCACUGCGUAGUUCAAUGCUAGACAGAGAAAUUUUGCCUAAUGUUUCAACCUAUAACUGCUUAAUUACAGGCCUGUGCAGAAAACGGGACUUACAGGCUGCUAAGGAGCUUCUGAAUGAAAUGGAGAACAAUGGCUUAAAAGGCAAUGUUGUGACAUACAACAUAUUGAUAAAUGGAACAUGCAAAAUCGGCAAAUCAAGAAAUGCAGAGAAAUUACUUAAUGAAAUGUUCAACCUUGGUUUGAAACCUAAUCAUCUGACAUAUAAUACUUUGAUGGAUGGUUAUUGUAUGGAGGGGAAUCUCAAGGCAGCGUUGAAGGUGAGGGCGCGCAUGGAGAAAGAGCAAAAGCAGCCCAAUGUUGUUACUUAUAAUGUGUUGAUUAAAGGAUAUUGUAAAGUUGACAAGCUAGAGGCUGCAAAUGGUCUUCUUAAUGAGAUGUUGGAAAAGGGUUUGAAUCCAAACCGUUCUACAUAUGAUAUUGUAAGAUUGGAAAUGUUAGAGAAAGGCUUUAUUCCUGAUAUAGAAGGACACUUGUAUAAUAUCUCUAGCAUGGAUUAACAAGAACUUGGGUUGAUAGAUUAGAUUUUGGUUAUCAGUGUAUUAUUUAUCUAUUGUUUAGAGUAGAGCUUCAUAAAAGAUUCAAAAGACAAAUCUCAACUUGUACAUAUCUUGUUUUUUUUGCUGAGAAAAGUAGGAACAAUGCACACACUAGUCACUACAGCUUCACUAGCAUUUGAUUUAAAGAACUUAGUAAUUACUACGCCAAAUUUCAAGUAUUAAGCAUUUAUGCAUGUGUUAUACACAUUUCAUCAUCUAUUACUCCAUACACUUCAUGCAUGUUUGGAUUGGUUUCCAAACUUAAAAUUGAUUUAACUUUGAAUGAACAAGUAAUUUCCAU
Molecule: messenger RNA, 2479 nt
Organism: Vicia villosa (hairy vetch)
Lineage: Eukaryota; Viridiplantae; Streptophyta; Magnoliopsida; Fabales; Fabaceae
Product: pentatricopeptide repeat-containing protein At1g09820
Exons: 2
Coding region: 385-2139 (584 amino acids)
Molecular function (GO): protein binding
Source: RefSeq, a predicted model, not a curated record